Molecule: messenger RNA, 8967 nt
Organism: Peromyscus californicus insignis
Lineage: Eukaryota; Metazoa; Chordata; Mammalia; Rodentia; Cricetidae
Gene: Caln1
Product: calneuron 1
Exons: 6
Coding region: 677-1336 (219 amino acids)
Molecular function (GO): calcium ion binding
Source: RefSeq, a predicted model, not a curated record
GGGGGGUGGGAGCUCCCCAAUCCUGGGAGAAAAGCAGGGAGAGACUGGGGUGGCCAAGCCAGCCCAGUAACCAGGCUUCAGGUUCUGGGGGGAAAGAAGGCAAGAGUGGAAGGGGAUCGCCUUGCUAGAGACCGCUAGGCUUCUCCUCGGGAGGAGCCGGGGAGGCACUGGGGAGGAGGCCGGAGCUGCAUGGAGUUUCUGGGGCGCGCAACUCCGGCGGGGCCUCGGCCACUGGGCUCCGGGGCGCAGCGAGGAGGCAGCCGCGCACAUGGGCUGAGCCCGCGCGGUCAGCGGGCGCGGGAGGGGUAGAGGCGAGCUCGGUGCAGGGGGUGCGGGGCGCACGUUUCCCCAGACGGGGAGGCGAGGACAAGGGCAGGGGAGGAAGGAGCAGCCUGGAUCAUCGCGGGCUCUGCAAAGAUCAGCAGAGACUCAAGGGAAAGGAAAGACUCUCGCUGCGCGGGGUUCCUAGGCGCGCCGCUGGGUUGGGCAAAGCGGCCUCCCAACCGGAGUGGGGGGACGCCGUGGGAGCCGGCGACAGAGAGGAAGGAUGCCCGCGCAGGGACGCGUGUGAGCGCCAGGCUGAGCGCUUGCUUUCGCGUCGCCCCCUCCCUGCGGGCCUCGGAGGAGGUGCCUGGGCAGCCGGGCAGCGGAGCCCGGGCUCCAAGAGAGGGAAAAGAUGCCUUUCCACCAUGUAACCGCUGGCUUGUUGUACAAGGGGAAUUACCUCAACCGAUCUCUGUCUGCCGGCAGUGACAGCGAACAGUUGGCUAAUAUCUCUGUGGAAGAACUGGAUGAAAUCCGAGAAGCCUUUCGUGUUCUGGACAGAGAUGGGAAUGGCUUCAUCUCCAAGCAGGAGCUGGGUAUGGCCAUGCGCUCUUUGGGGUAUAUGCCGAGUGAAGUGGAGCUGGCUAUCAUCAUGCAGCGUCUGGACAUGGACGGAGAUGGGCAGGUGGAUUUUGAUGAAUUCAUGACAAUUCUUGGGCCCAAGCUGGUGUCAUCAGAAGGUCGUGAUGGUUUCCUUGGAAAUACGAUAGACAGCAUCUUCUGGCAGUUUGACAUGCAGAGAGUCACUCUGGAGGAGCUGAAGCACAUCCUGUACCACGCCUUCCGGGAUCACUUGACGAUGAAGGACAUCGAGAACAUCAUUAUCAAUGAGGAGGAGAGCUUGAACGAGACCUCGGGGAACUGCCAGACGGAGUUUGAAGGAGUUCAUUCACAGAAACAGAACCGACAGACCUGCGUCCGCAAGAGCCUCAUAUGCGCCUUCGCCAUGGCCUUCAUCAUAAGCGUCAUGCUGAUCGCAGCCAACCAGAUCCUGCGGAGCGGCAUGGAGUAGCAGCCUCGCACCAGCCACACCGCGUUGCCAGCUCACCGCGCAUGUGCAUGCCCCGCGGGCAGACUCUGUUCCUCCACACGGGAGAUCUGGACCUAUGGAUGGAUGCAGGCGUUGGUACAGUUUAGUAAAGAACUCAAGUUUGCAGUACAACCGGGGUCACGGAUCAACUCCCUCUCCUUGGCAGGGACACUAAAGGGCUGUCUUCAAUGCUUUCAUGGUUUUGUUUCCUCCCAAUGCAAUAAAUAGCCAGGAGUUCUCAAUUAUUGCUUCAACCGCCAGUAGCAACUCCGAAGGGGAAAAAAAAAAUACUGCUUUCUUUUCGUCUUGGAAUUCCAGUAGCCAUCCAGGUAUCGUGGUGGCACCAGAGAGCGGAGAAAGGAAAGACAGGUGUGAACAACACUCACCUCCAUCCAUGCCCCAAUUCUUUUCAACCCAGGGAUCCACAGAGACUCCCCGCUGAGGUUGACUUCUGGGUUGCUACAGAAAAGGGAACUUUCCAUCUCACCCUGGCUUCCUUCCUCCACCCCGUGGAGACCCCUCCCCCCAAGGCAUGAGGGGGAAAGCCAUUAAGCAGGGCGCAGCUCCUUGCAGUCACUACUAUUCUUAUUGCCUUUUCUACAGGACUCCUGUCGGUAGAGCUGGGGCGCUCUCAGUUGGUUUCCAUGGCACUCGGCUUUCUGUUUCUGAAGUCCAUCCCGCACCAGCAUCUUGGAAUCUGCAGAGAGCCUGGCUCCCAGCUUUCUUGCCUGUGCCACCAUUAGAGGAAAAAAAAAAUCCAUAACCUGGGUGUGUCUAUAACCCAAACACACAGACAGACAAGAGACUUCUCCAUGUGUGAUGCCGUUCUUCCCUAAUUGCUUACUUUGGACAGGAACUUGUCCUCGAGCUCACACCCAUCCCUGCUUCCUGGGAGCAGAGGGUAAAGCAGCCGGGGUAGGGGUAGGAUUGAGCCUGGUGGCGAGGAGGCCCACACCCCAGGCAUCUGAAGUAACAGAGCCCCUCUGAGUCACCAUACUAGAUAACAUCUGUAAGUUAAGAUUGGUGUACAUCUAACUCUCCCCUCAUCUCGGACUUUCUUAGUGAGUCUUUCCCCAACUAAGAGAGAGAGACCUAGAACCCGGAGCAGAAAAGAAGGAUCAAUUUGCUGUAUUUUGCUUAAUAGCUCAUGAUAUUCAGAUUGUGCCAAUGACUCAUUAAAAAAGAGAGAGAGAGAGAGAGGUCAGUGGGCAUGGCUGAUGGGACAGAGACUUGGCUCCCGAUCACAGAACUCAAUGUCAGGGGUCUGUUUUCUUUGAAUUUUCCUAGAUUCACUAUGAACUUGAGUGUAAGUGGUCAGAUUGCUAGUCAUCUAUAGAUUGUCAUCUGUAGAUGUGCUAAAUCCCUUUGUAUUUUUCUGAGCCCAAGUCUUUAUUUCUGUAGUGAAAUUGUCCUGCUCUGCUUCUUCUCUGCCAAAAGCUCCCUGAUUCUCCUUCCUCACUCUAACCUCCAGCCACAUUGAGGCGCCAGCAGCUUUGCUCUCGCUCUCUCUCUCUCUCUCUCUCUCUCUCUCUCUCUCUCUCUCUCUCUCUCCAUGCAGCCAGCUGGGUAGGGGAUUUUUUUGGUGCGAUGCGUAUCCCUCUAGCCUACUUUCCCUCUCUUCUCCCUCCUUACUGCCUUCUUAGCCUGGGAUCACGCAAGGUCUCCUUCUAGGGUCUUCCUCUAGUUCACCCCCCCCCCCCAAGUGCUCCAUGCAGUGGUGUGGAGGGCAGCUGUAGAUAUUUUCCCACUAUAGGGUGUGACUAUACACCAAGAGCACAAGUCAAACUAGGUUUGAGCCAUAGCAUAGGAAAGAGAGAGUAGGUCGGAGGUCCCAAGAGCCCACGGGGGCACAGAGUCACUUCAUAAAACUGCCUGGAGUCUGGCACAUCCAGGCAGCAGCCUGCCUUCCUUUCUUUCGGUGCCCUCUGCAAACCUACCCUUUCUGUUUCUUCCCUAGGCUGAGUCACCAUGGUCCCCUUAGGACCAGACUCCUGAACUAGAACAGAUAGAGACACAGAAUAUUAAUACACUGCACAGCUUCCCAACCCCUUCAUCUCUUCCUGGGGCAAUUGCCUUCUCUCUACCAGAUGUGUGUGAGAAGAGGCAAGCAUAGCUGGCAGAGGCAUGCUUCCCUAUCGUUUGCUGAUGUUUGAACCUCCAAACUGAACCCUCCUGGGAGCAUACAGAAGAAACCAGGUGAAUGCAUCCAGAAGGGCAGGACUCUAAGGACCCGAAGGGGGCAGAUGCCAUGCCGCAGCUGAGAUUAGCUACCAAUGCGAAACAUAAAGAUUUCUUCAAAUGUUGCUUUCCUGCAACAUCUGCUCCAUCCUGAAGGAGGCUGACCUCCAGAGAUGAAGAGUUUAGAUUCCUUCAGCAAUGAGCAAGAUGUGAUUUAAAAAACGGAAAAAAAAAAAAAGCCUGCUCCCUACAAGGGUGUGAGCAUCCCCUCUUUUAAAAAAACAAAAACAAAAACAAAAAAACCCAUGCAUCUUUCCCAAUUGCCUAGAAGGAACGACAGGAAAGAAGCCAUCAGAUUCUCUCCGAUGGCCCAGAAGUUAAGCCCCCCAGCAGCCUCCUCAUCUGAAGCACCCAGCGGCUGAACACAGAAGUGCAGGAAACCGGGUCUAGUGGCGUCCCUUAGACUCAGGGGGCUGAGAGUGUGCUUAGGUGGCCUGCCCUCUAGCUGCUUGGCUUGUAUUAUCUGUCUUGGACAUAUUUAGGGUGUCGGGCUUCCUUUCCAGGCAGUCCUACUCCCUGUUCACGCAAAUGCUACCCUGAGGUUCGUGGCAUUUGCCACCCGACAUCCUCACGACAGUAACUGGGAAGGAGCUGGUUGGCUGAUGGUUCCAGAAAGUUCUGCCUCCCAUGCUCAAGGAAAGCCAUCCAUGUGCACCUGAGGCACCCUCUUUGGAGAGGCAGGGGCCUCAUGCUUUGCUGCCUUGCCUGUGACAGGACUUAGGAAUCCGUGAUAGAGGCUACCCAGCCAUUGGGUGCCUCGGUGACUGGCUCAUUCUUGCUACCAGCUCAACUCCACACCCCCCCAGACCUCCAUGAAUGAAAGACAGCAUUUGACCUGCGACAGAAAGACAAGCUGAUUCUGAACCCUGUAACCUUCAAACAGGCUGUCCCCUCACUGUCCCGGAUGUAGACCGAAUCCCCGGUUGGAACCCCACCCUGGAAUUGUUAGACAAUGGCUUCCAGAAAGUGUGCAAGUUCCAUGUGUCUAUGGGAGGUUGCCAUGGAAACAUUGCAUCCACCCCGAGUUUGCCAAGGUACAAACAUAGGGAACACUUUCUUAAAGAACCCUCUAGGUCCGACCUGCCUGUACUAUGACUCCCAGAAUCCAUCUCUUGCCGAGAUGGGGAAUUAACCUCCAAGAGUAUGCAUGGCUUCCCUACCUUUUCCUAUUGUAUUUAAACUUGUCCUUCCCCCAACUCAGGAGCAAAGGAGUAAGCCCUGUGUGGGUAGCCUCCUCACCUCUAUCUACCCUUUAUUUCACCUCCCAGAACAAGAUCCUCUACAUAUAGGAGGAAUAAAACCACCCUCCAUCAUCUGGCAGGCAAAAAACACACGUUAAACUUGCAAUCUUUAAAAAUAUUUGCUUGCUUGCCUGUUGAGACUCUCCUUCCUGAAAGUCAGUAAUAGGAACUUAGGUGAACUGUGGUUCUCAGGAGUUCUUGGGCAAGCUCAGUGAUGGCAGGAAGUUCUGGGUGACGUAUAUGCAGAGACCAGGACAUCUACUAGGCAUCUUCCAUACCUGCACCUAUCUCAAAGUUUACAUGACAAGUGGUCUGGUAUCUGAAAGAGUGGAAUCAAACAAGGAAAGGCAGCCUAUGUUGAGGAGAGCAUCCCUCCUCGCCCCCAGCCACUAGUCUCAGUCAGUGGACUCUCAAAGUGAUUGGAAAAAUCUAAGAGCAGGGAGAGGAACAGCUGGCUUUUAUUACAGUCUCCUCCUAUGGGCUCAAGUCCAGACUCAGGUCAUAAAUCAAAGAGGGUUGUGUACAUUGUUUUUGAAUCUAAGACCGGUAGUGUCCCUGGGACCCUAUUGAGGCAUCAUCAGAAGAUGAACACGGUGACCGUUGGGGGUACCUCCUGGGUUGAGUUGGCUUGGCUAUGCCUGGCUGUGCGUCGUAUGUGGAACUAUUUCCUUGCGUGCCCUUGAUGAAAGUGCUAAGUUUUGUACCUCAAAGCAUAUUAGUCAUGUUCCUACAUUAUAUCACUAAAGGUCCGCCGCUAUCCUAUCUACCCUGUUACCUAAGAUACACAGAGAGUCUGGAACCUUCUUGUGAAAAGGGUCCUUAUUUUUAUAUAAUGCUAUGAUGACGAUACAGAUGAGCUCCGAUGAAUCUUCUAGACUUUGGCACAUACUGUUUCUAUGACCUGGAGGACCACAGAACCCCAUUUCCUGGGAAGCAUCCAUCUCAAACAACUUCAGAUCAGUAUUUUUUCCCACUGGCCUCUUCCAGGAUGCCCUACAGGGCUGAGAGUCCAGAACUCACGGCCAUUUUUCUUCCCUCCACAUUAAUUCCCUGGCUCCCCUUCUCCAUGAGGAGAAAAAUCCAUUUGAAAUAGAAGAGCUAUGCAGCAUUAGAGUUUUUCACUUGAAUUAUUUAUAGUCAGGACAGAAUAGAGGAGAAGCUAGGCCACCUCACCCAGUCCCCAUCCCCACGAUCAUGUAAAUGUCACAAUUGCUUAGCUUCAUUCCAUCUGCACUUUGACUAACACUCAGGGGACUGUUCUCAGCUCUGUGGCCUUGCCACACACAGUUGGUUUGGAGGAAGGGGACAGGUAUACCAGCUAACUAAGCCUUCUUCCUCGGAUCCUAUGCUCACUACAAAUGCAUUACCGUCGCGUUAACACCAAUGGUUUAUAUUUAAUAUUGGUUUGAACUUAAAGUACCACAAAGAGUGGUUGAUUUAGCCAGAUGUGGGAGAGCAUGCUUGUAAUUCCUGGCACUUGACAAACUAAGGCAGGAGAAUUGAAGUUCAACAUCUGCCUGGAUUGCAGAGCAAGUUCAAGGCCAGUCUGAGUUAAAUAGUUAAGUUCUAGGCAAGCCUGGGCUACAUACAGAGUUCCAGACUAGCAUGAGCUAAUAUAAUGAGACUCCUUCCCACUCAAAGGGGAAAGAAAAAUCAGUUUUUUUUUCCAGUUGCACAAAACAACCCCCUGUACCUCAACACUACUUGCCCAGCUCCUAUCUUAGCUAGUUUGUCAAUGGAGGAUCCCCAAGAUCUGGUGUCAACCUUUUCCUUGGGUGGGAUGUCUUGGCUUCCAAAACAGUUCUUUAUAUGCUUUUAGUAUUUAUGCAAGCAGGGGUCAUGGGACAUGCCUAUAAUCCCAGCAAUUGGGGGGUGCAGGAACUUGAAAUAGACGUUCAAGGUCAGUCUCUUCUACAAAACAAGUUGUACUGAGCUAUGUGUGAAAACACACACACACACACACACACACACACACACACACGGAGGAGUAGGGAUAGGGAGGGGAGUAUCUAACUGAAAGGAGGCAGGGACUAGAAUUUCCCAGAAAGUACAGGCUAACUAGGAAAGAAUGUUUUAGAGAAUGCAGAUUUCACCAGAGAUGUUUGCUCCAUCCUUGGACCUGACAGAAAUUUUUUAAAGCGCUGAUAGAUGCUAGACCCUGUAUAUCUGGCCUACUUUGGGAAUAUCCAAGGGAUGUAAUGCCAGGCACUGCCCAUCAACAUGUUCCUAGCCACAAGCUCUGUGGACUCCAAUAGGAGGCAAGUACCUCCUCUGGGUGGAUGCUGAUCCCUGCCAAUCCCAGCAUGCUUUGCCCAAGACUCUGAGACCUGGGAACAGGAGCCAGAAAGCAGAGUAGAAAAACCAAAGGGGAUACAGCACUGUCAUUUGGGAAGGGAACCAGAAAUAGGAUCCUUGCUGCUAGAAGCCCGGGAAAGAUACAUCUCCAACAGAGAAGGUUGAGAAGUCCUGUGUGUGGCAUCCUUCAGGGGUGGUAGCUGGUUUUGUGACAUGAGUCCUCAAGAGGCAGCUGGGCGUUCACUGUUUGUAAAGGAAACUAUACCUCCUGGUUCCCAGCCAACGUGCCACACAGGUGAGAGACAUUUUUGUUUAUUCCCCAAAAGCUUGCUGAGUCAAGAUGAGCUUUUGUGUCUCCUUGUCUUGGCCAGCCUGGAAAUGAAGGAGAUUUGGUCCCCUGGAUAAGGGUCACAUGGAAUCUGAACUCAGGAGUCUGUAGGUUGAGACAAAAACCAGCUUCCCCAAAACGAUGCUUCUCAAAUUUGUCUAAGGAUGCUUUCUCCCCACCACUACCAUCUUACUCUCCCCCUGGCCACUGGGCUUGGAAGUAGUUCAAGUGGACGUGGCCCUGGCUUGGAAUCGUGCAUAAUUCUACAGAAGGCAGAAAGUUCCCAUCUCUAAUGAGUGUCAGGGAGCGGAUGACGAGUCUAGGGUGCAGGACCAGCAAUCUGAAGCUGUUCUUUAGAUGGCCAGAGACCGGAGCUAGACAUAGAUGCCCGCCAUAGCUAGGCUACAGCCAUCAAAAGAGACAGAGGCAGGGAGGGAGCAGCUCCCAGGUACCCAAGUCUUUACCCUUCUUCACGCCACCUCCUAGCCUGUUUGAGUCAGGUGUGGUGGCAUACACCUGCAGUCCCCAAACAUGGGAGCCAGAGGCAGGAAGACUGUGGCAAGUUAGAGAGUAGCCUGGGUUACAUGGUGAGUUCCAGGUCAACCUGGUUUGCAGCGUAAGAUCUUGUCUCCUAAACAAAACAAUGGGAAUGAUAAAAGUCAUAGUUCUUGCUUAGUUCCUAAUCCCUGAAGCAGCCUGAGAUCUAGUCGAUGUUUACAGGCACCCCCAUUGUUCUUCUCUAAAGAGACCUGUUGAGAAAGUACUCUCUCAGUUCCUGGUCCAAGUCCAUAUAGAUCAAGGACUCUGAGGAAACCUUAAGGAGCUCUCCAGUGACUUCAGGGAUGGGGCUGACUUCUCUUCCCCAAAUUCUGAGUUCAGGAAGAAGCUUCUUGUCCAAGGACUAGAGCCAAGGUAAUGCUCAUGGAAUCCGUUCAGACUCUGAAAGUCUAGUUCAGUCAGGUGUGGGAGAGCUGUGGUCCACGGGUGGGGGACAGGUCAUUAUUCUCAAAGCACAUAUGUAAAUGGCUGGGAUUCGAACCCCUACAUGCUGGGUGUCUCAGAAGCACAGGUAGAGACUGUUCUAAACAGGAGCUUCUUGCCUCUCCUUCCAGAAUGUUCCAGUCAGAUGUCAAUCAUGCAUCUCAAUUUCCCACGUUACCUCAUUUACAUUCUUUGGUUUUGUUUUGUUUUCUUCAUUUAGUGUUAGUUGGUGAUUUUCUGCUAUUAAGUGGUGAGACAACAGGUUAGUGAAAUUAAAAAAUAUCUUUAUAUCAAAUGUAAAUAUUAAUAUAAAUGAACUUGGCAUGCAACUUAAGUGAUUCAAUGAAGUGAUAUUAUUAACAUGUUAUCUUACUGUAUAAAGGGAAAAUGACUGCCAUAUAUGUACCAGAUGUUUUCUGUAACUAAACUUGUCUGUAAAUAUAUAAUCUUAUUAAAAAAAAAAAGUCUAAUUUACCAUUAUUUAUGCAAUAGAAAAAAAUAAAAAAAGUUCUUUUUUUUCCCCCUUUUGA